Molecule: messenger RNA, 2205 nt
Organism: Aphis gossypii (cotton aphid)
Lineage: Eukaryota; Metazoa; Arthropoda; Insecta; Hemiptera; Aphididae
Product: ATP-dependent DNA helicase pif1-like
Exons: 3
Coding region: 1-2205 (734 amino acids)
Biological process (GO): telomere maintenance; DNA repair
Molecular function (GO): DNA helicase activity
Source: RefSeq, a predicted model, not a curated record
AUGGGCCGCUAUGUCAGUAGUAAUGAAGCAGUUUGGCGAAUAUUUUCUUUUCCUAUUCAUGAGAGACACCCUUCUGUUGUUCACUUAGCUGUGCAUUUAGAAAAUGGACAAAGAGUGUAUUUUACAGCACAGAACGCAGUACAAAGAGCUGCUCAGCCACCAUCUACUACAUUAACCAGUUUUUUUGAGACAUGCCAAAACGAUGAUUUCGCACAAACAUUGCUAUAUUCUGAAAUGCCAAAAUAUUAUACCUGGAAUCAAUCCUCAAGGAGAUUUAUACGACGGAAACAAGGAAAACCAGUUCCAGGAUAUACAGAUGUAUAUUCCACCGAUGCGAUUGGCCGGAUUUAUUCAGUACAUCCAAGCAAUGAUGAAUGUUUUUACUUACGACUGCUAUUAGUCAAUGUACGUGGCCCAACAUCAUUCCAACAGUUACGAACUGUUGAUGGUGAAUUGUGUGUAUCCUACAGAGAAGCCUGUCAACGUUUGCAAUUGCUUGAAAAUGACGCUCAUUGGGAUCAAACUCUCAAUGAUGCUAAUAGAAUGGGAAAUCCAAAUAUACAAAUCAGUGAAGAAAUUUACAAUGAAGCAUUGAUUUCAAUUGAGGACAUGUGCUUGAUAAUGUCAAACAAACUAUUAAUUCAAUUAGGCCUGACCGCGCCCAAUCGUCCAAUGCAUGACGCUAUUAACCAAGAGUUGCAUCGAGAAAGACUGUAUGAUCUCAACGAUUUGAAAGAAUUAAUUCAAACAAAUCUUCCACUGUUAAAUGAACAACAGAAGUAUGUAUUUGAAACUCUUAUGAAAGUAACAAAUGAUGAAACUGGAGGGAUUUACUUCUUAGAUGCACCUGGUGGUACAGGAAAAACUUUUUUGAUUUCAUUAAUAUUAGCAACAAUUCGCUCACAAAAUAAAAUUGCACUUGCACUCGCUUCGUCGGGAAUCGCAGCAACUUUGCUUGAAGGUGGUCGAACAGCCCAUUCAGCACUAAAAUUGCCAUUAAAUAUGCAUAGCAAUGAAACUCCAACCUGCAACGUUUCGAAGAACUCUGCAAUGGCAAAGGUUUUGCAGCAAUGUAAAUUGAUUGUUUGGGAUGAAUGCACGAUGGCACAUAAAAAAUCUUUGGAGGCUUUGGACAGAACCUUAAAAGAUCUACGGAGCAAUAAUAACCGAUUUGGUGGUGCAAUGAUUUUAUUAGCAGGAGAUUUUCGUCAAACAUUGCCGGUGAUUCCACGAUCAACGCCAGCUGAUGAACUCAAUGCAUGUCUAAAGUCCUCCAGUUUGUGGAAACAUGUCAAAGUACUUCAUUUAAGCAAGAAUAUGCGUGUCGAGUUGCAAAAUGACCAAUCUGGAAACAUAUUCUCUAAACAACUCAUUGACAUUGGUAAUGGCAAAUUUCCUAUAGACAUGUUGACUGGCUGCAUUAACUUUCCUCUAAGUUUUUGUCAGUUAACUCGAUCAAAAGAUGAACUUAUUCAGAAGGUGUUUCCAGAUGUUUCUCAAAAUUACAGAAACCAUGAUUGGUUGAGCGAACGUGCUAUACUGGCUGCAAAAAACAUAGAUGUAAAUGAAUUAAAUUUCAAAAUUCAAGAACAAAUUACAGGCGAAUUGAUGAUAUAUAAAUCAGUUGAUUCGGCUACUAAUCAAGAUGAUGUAGUCAACUAUCCACCGGAAUUUUUAAACUCGCUGGAUUUGCCAGGAUUGCCACCUCACAAUCUUCAAUUAAAGGUUGGAUCGGUGGUUAUAAUGUUGCGAAAUAUCAACCAACCGCGUCUUUGCAACGGUACACGGUUAGCGAUAAAAAAAUUACUAAACAAUGUGAUAGAAGCAACUAUACUCAAAGGAAAGUAUAAAGGAGAAGAUGUUCUCAUACCGCGCAUCCCAAUGAUUCCGACUGAUGUGCCAUUUGAGUUUAAACGACUACAGUUUCCAGUGCGUCUUGCUUUUGCUAUGACUAUAAACAAGUCCCAGGGGCAAUCAUUAAGUGUUUGUGGUAUUAAUCUAGAAAACCCAUGUUUCUCACAUGGUCAAUUGUAUGUUGCCUGUUCCCGUGUUGGAAAACCAUCAGAUUUGUUUAUCUAUGCGCCAGAUAGUUAUAUUCAUUUAAAAGAUGCGAUUGGACGACGAGACAUAGAAGCUAAUCAUUUAGGCCAAAUGGUUAUACUCCCGUCAACUUUUACUGGUGGGCCAAGGUACAUGCACGAAUGA